Carassius gibelio (silver crucian carp) is the source of this 750-nucleotide messenger RNA. RefSeq names its product microtubule-associated protein 1 light chain 3 gamma (gene map1lc3c). The record is from RefSeq and is a predicted model, not a curated record. Gene Ontology annotation, molecular function: ubiquitin protein ligase binding. The transcript has 4 exons. The coding region runs from base 49 to 453 and encodes 134 amino acids. Gene Ontology annotation, biological process: autophagy of mitochondrion; macroautophagy; autophagosome assembly. Gene Ontology annotation, cellular component: autophagosome membrane; cytosol; autophagosome. NCBI's taxonomy places the organism in Eukaryota, Metazoa, Chordata, Actinopteri, Cypriniformes, Cyprinidae.
UGCGCUUCGGGGUUAAUUAGUGCGCGCGGGUCAGAUGUGCGACACAACAUGCCUCCACUGGAGAAAACACAGCAUCCCAAACCGUUCAAACUGAGGAAGAGUUUAGCUACGAGGAAACAAGAGGUGCAGGGAAUCCGAACUAAGUUUCCGACUAAGAUCCCGGUGAUCAUCGAGAGAUAUCAGAAGGAGAAGUUCUUACCUCCGCUGGAUAAGACCAAGUUCCUCGUGCCUCAGGAGCUCACCAUGAGUCAGUUCGUGACCAUCAUCAGGAAUCGAAUGACCCUGAUGCCCAGUCAAGCUUUCUACCUGCUGAUCAAUAACUCCGGCAUCGCCAGCAUGUCUCUGACCAUGGCUCAGCUCUAUAAGGACCAUAAAGAUGAGGACGGCUUCCUCUACAUGACGUACGCGUCACAGGAGAUGUUUGGACACUGUUAUAAUGAUGAGAACCGGUGACGUGUGUCCAGAUGCUGUCGGGGGGGUCUGGCAGGUCCAAGAGGUCUCAUUCACUUCAUCGAACUGUGAUUUAAAUAUUUAAGUCUUUGUAUAUUGUUAGCUUUUUAGAUAUACUAUACUUUUCUAAUGUAUGUUUUAACUUGAGUAAUAAAAUGUUUAAUUGCUGCAUCGGUCACAAGAGGGAGACGUCUGUUCAUUCAUGUGCUGCAGAAGCUCCUCCUAAAUCUGGCUGUCAAUCAAUCAUUGAUUAAUCAUGUGGUGAUGGAAAAUAAAGGAGAUUGUUUGCUUGAUGCUGCA